Molecule: messenger RNA, 1137 nt
Organism: Melampsora larici-populina 98AG31
Lineage: Eukaryota; Fungi; Basidiomycota; Pucciniomycetes; Pucciniales; Melampsoraceae
Exons: 14
Biological process (GO): transmembrane transport
Cellular component (GO): membrane
Molecular function (GO): transmembrane transporter activity
Source: RefSeq, a predicted model, not a curated record
GUGAUACCAAUUGUAUCGGUGUUCUACUUCCUCAGCUUCCUUGACCGUUCAAAUCUUGGAAAUGCUCGGGUUGCAGGACUUCAAGAAGGGCUUGGGUUGUCGGACCAUCAAUAUUCUGUGGCAUUGACGGUAACAUACAUUCCGUAUAUUAUGGCUGAACUACCAGCGAAUCUGUACCUCAAAAAGAUUGGCCCCCACAUCUUCCUACCAACAAUUGUAACGAUCUGGGGUAUUGUUACCACGUUGCAAGGGUUUAUCACCUCUUACAGCGGUCUAAUCGCGACUCGAUUUUUCCUUGGUUUAGUCGAAGGCGGACUGUUUCCGGGCAUAGUCCUGUAUCUUUCGACCUUUUAUACUCGUCGCGAAUUGCAGCUGCGCAUUGCAUUAUUCUUCUCUGCGGCCUCGUUGUCAGGCGCCUUCUCAGGUUUAUUGGCAUAUGGCUUGAUCCGUUUAGAUGGAGUGGGCGGCCGGCCAGGAUGGGCUUGGAUCUUCAUUGUCGAGGGUCUCUUUACCGUUCUGGGUGGCAUUGUUGGCUAUUUCAUCAUCCCCGCUACACCUACUGCGACCCGCUUCUUGAGUGCGAGACAAAAAGAAAUCAUAUUGAAGCGUUUAGAGAGAGAUCAACCUUUGACAGAUAUAGAUGAACAGUUUUCCUGGUGGGAAGUUUGGGCAUCACUCAAGAGCCCACACGUUUUAUUCAACGUCGCCGCGUUGUUUGCAUCGGGAACUUCUCUUUACAGCCUGGCAUACUUUCAACCAACCAGUUGCCUUGGAUACGAUUCACAUCAAACACAGCUGAUGAGCGUACCUCCCUUCGCAGUUGCUUUUGUUUUCAUGUUGGCGUCUGCCUAUUGUUCAGAUCGCUUUCAAGCCAGAGGGGCUACAACGUGCGGCGGUGCGAUCCUCGGAGUAAGCAGAAGCUUGGACUCAAAAUCUCCAAUCCCAUCCCUCAAAUACGCCUCACUAUUUUUAUCGGUGCCAGGAAUUUACUCAAUACCACCCUCCGUGGCUGCCUGGCUAUCGAAUAAUAGCUUUGGUCAUUAUAGGAAAGCUGUCUCCAUAGCUGUUGGGUUUGUUUCCGCUAAUGGUGGAGGUAUUUUGAGUACCUGGGUAAAUCUGUCUCAUCUGGUCUCCUAG